CUCCAUUACGCGACACAAGCUCCGAAGCCUCGAUACAGAACGUCCCAUCACUACUUUCCAGUAAAGCUACUGCUUAUUCAAGUUUAAGUUCACUCCCGUCUCCUCGCCUGUGUUCGCGCCUGGGUCCACCACACACUCUCCACAAGGUCUGCCUCCGCUGGCCGUGACAGCUUUCCUAAUUAAUGCGUGUGCGUCUUUGGUCCUCUGUCCUCAUGACUCGGGUCUUCGUUUACGGCACUCUGAAGAAGGGGCAGCCCAACAACUACCGCAUGUUCGACAGCAACAAUGGAAAGGCCGAGUACCUGGGUUCGGCGUUCACCAUCCAGAAAUACCCGCUAGUGAUCACCACCAAGGACAACAUCCCUUUCCUGCUCAACAUCCCUGGCCAGGGUCACCGAGUGCACGGGGAGAUCUACAAAGUGGAUGACCAGAUGCUGAAAUUCCUGGAUGACUUUGAAAGCGUCCCAACGUGGUACCAGCGGACGGUGGUCCAGCUGGAAGUGAAGGAGUGGGUGGGGAAGAUGGAAGGAGAGGAGAAGGUGUCACCGGGGAGCAUCACAGAUGCGUUUGUGUACACCGCCACAACGUACAAGCCAGACUGGCGCUCGCUGCCGUGCUACGAGAACUACGACUCAGAGGGAGAUCACGGGCUCAAAUAUAGGCGUAGAGAAGAGCGGGACUGAUCUCAUCAUGCUGAUGCAACUGACAAAUGGACCUCUAUGUGGUGUUAGCAGAACGGGUGAAGGAGCUCUCAGGAAAACAACACCUGGACAUGGGUGCUGUUUCCUGUCGUGUGUCGAAUUGAAAUAAAUCACAAGAGAAAUUAAUUUUAAUAGCAGAUAGGCAGGCUUACAAUCAAAGUAAGGAUAGUGUAGAGAAGGAAAAGGGCACACUGUGCCACUGAAAGUUGCACAUUAGUGAUGUUGUUUACAAAUUUGGUUUUCUUUUUAUGAUUUAUAAUCAUCUGGGAAGCAUUAUGAGUAAUGUAUGGCCAGCCUGUGCUUCAUAAAAAGUGAUUGCAUAGAAGUCUGGGAGGAAAUGACCUAGCUGCUGAUCAAUGUGUGGUGUCAAUGCCAUUAAACAAAACACAUUGUGUCAUUUGAUACACCUGCUCUUAGCAGUGCUGUCAAACAUAAGCUCCGGGUGCUAGAUUCAGCCCAGCAAAGGCUGCCAAUUUGACCCACUGGGUGGGCUUUGGAAAUUUUUAUAGCAUUUUUACACACUGAUAAAGAUCUCAGAUUUUUAACAUUUCUUUUCAUUUACUAUGGUAGAAAAAAUGAUUUGCACUUUAAAUGUGUAGUUAAAUGUGUUUAUACUGACAGAAAGGAGAUUUUCACUGAGUUUGACACUCUAGGCUUAGAGCAUUUAUAUUACACAGAUAUGAACUCUGAUUUUACACUAAUCUGCAGACAAUGUGUUUAAUAUUUACAUUCUGCACAUCUUUGUUUACCUCAAAAAUAAAAAUUCACCCUGAUUUUUUUUGUAUGAUCUUCCAUGUGCUGUGUUCAUCCCCUCUAAGGGAUAAACUCAAUAAAAAGAGGAAAAAAGAAA
Molecule: messenger RNA, 1551 nt
Organism: Maylandia zebra (zebra mbuna)
Lineage: Eukaryota; Metazoa; Chordata; Actinopteri; Cichliformes; Cichlidae
Product: gamma-glutamylaminecyclotransferase B
Cellular component (GO): cytosol
Molecular function (GO): gamma-glutamylaminecyclotransferase activity
Source: RefSeq, a predicted model, not a curated record